Messenger RNA from Hibiscus syriacus, 953 nucleotides. RefSeq names its product RNA-binding protein pno1-like. The transcript has a single exon. The record is from RefSeq and is a predicted model, not a curated record. The coding region runs from base 37 to 708 and encodes 223 amino acids. Gene Ontology annotation, molecular function: RNA binding. NCBI's taxonomy places the organism in Eukaryota, Viridiplantae, Streptophyta, Magnoliopsida, Malvales, Malvaceae. Gene Ontology annotation, cellular component: nucleolus.
CAGACUGCAACUACCUUGUGUUGUAAUAGCAUAUAGAUGUCUAUUAAAGCACCUGCCACUAUGGAGGUUGAAACAAUGCCUUGUGAACCUAAGCCUGAAUUAAAUCCGUUGCCCCCAAAGCCAGUAUUCAAGCCUCUUAAGGCUCACGAGAUGUCGGACGGUCGAGUCCAGUUCAGAAAGGUCUCGGUUCCACCUCACAGGUAUUCACCUCUCAAGAAAUACUGGAUGGACAUCUAUACUCCAAUCUACGAACAGAUGAAGGUCGACAUCCGAAUGAAUCUCAAAGCUCGGAAGGUUGAACUGAAAACAAGACCAGACACCCCCGACAUUAGUAACCUUCAAAAAUGUACAGACUUUGUCCAGGCUUUCAUGAUGGGUUUUGAUGUCCCGGAUGCCAUUGCUCUUUUGAGAUUGGAUGAACUGUACGUGGAAUCUUUUGAAAUCAAGGAUGUCAAGACUCUUAGAGGGGAGCACUUGUCUCGUGCCAUCGGAAGAUUGUCUGGGAAAGGCGGUAAAACUAAGUUUGCCAUCGAGAACGCCACGAAGACUAGGAUUGUCAUUGCCGACACCAAGAUUCAUAUACUGGGGUCUUUCGCCAACAUCAAGAUUGCUAGGGAUUCUCUUUGCAACCUCAUUUUAGGUUCACCCGCUGGGAAAGUCUACUCGAAACUUAGACAAGUUACUGCUAGAUUGGCAGAAAGGUUUUGAUCUUUUGUUAUUCGUAAUAUUUUUUUGAGAUUUUUUUUUCUCUGAGUAAUGGAUUAUUAAGGGUUAUCUGCAAAAAAAACCCAUGAAAAAGGGGGGGGGGGGAGGAGAAUGAACAUGAUCGAGUAUUCUUUAGAAAGUAGUAAUUUUAGAUGAAAGUUUUGAUUGGGAGGCAUUGAGUGAAUUUUCUGUAAGCCGCCUUUUUAAUGUUCUUUUUUAAUAUUAUUAUAAUGAAACUUAUCCUAUGA